Messenger RNA from Scophthalmus maximus (turbot), 7105 nucleotides. It is a transcript of the gene zdhhc5a, whose product is annotated as zinc finger DHHC-type palmitoyltransferase 5a. NCBI's taxonomy places the organism in Eukaryota, Metazoa, Chordata, Actinopteri, Pleuronectiformes, Scophthalmidae. The transcript is spliced from 12 exons. The coding region runs from base 3046 to 5559 and encodes 837 amino acids. The record is from RefSeq and is a predicted model, not a curated record. Gene Ontology annotation, molecular function: palmitoyltransferase activity. Gene Ontology annotation, biological process: protein palmitoylation.
CAUAGACCCUGGCAUCGGGCUCUUGUAGUACUGACAAAUAUGUCGGCUUCUGUUAAUCUCUAGGGCCAGCAACGAAAUGGAUUUGUGAGGGGAGCGCAUAAUUCUCCACAGAGGAUAGUCACUCGGUUUCCGUUCCCCUGAGCGGCCUGCAAGACAUUUUGGAAGAAGUUGCAAGCCAAGCAGCUCCCCGACAGUCAGCGAGCCGCCCGUGGUGGAACAGCGUCAGACGCGUCGGUGCCUUGCUAGCUUGGCCAACCGCCUAUGUGUAAAUUAGCCCCGGCGCUGGGGCAAAGCUAACCGCCGAGCGCUGGAGCCCGUGCAGACCGCUGGCACGCCGCGCGACGAGUCUCCCGUGGAGCCCGACGGCCGAGCCGGGUGGUUGUGCGGAGAGGAAACGGGGGCGGCGGAGCCCAUGCACCGAGUCCGGACCCCGGGCGACUGGUGAAAUCGCCUUCCGCAGGUAAGCUGGGUCGUUAGCCCGCUGCUAGCCGGGGGCUAACGGACGGAGACCCGACUAGCUUAAGGCUAGCUAAUGCCAAUGCUACCUUCUGCAGUGGCACUGCCCACCGGUCAUACCGCCCAGCGCCGUCGCCCGCGCCGUGGACUGUGUUGCAGAGGUGUCGUGGUUCUAUUCGUACCGACGGUGAGUCCGCCAUAUGAACGACGAAGCCAGGCUCGCGUCGCUAGCCGUGCGCGCCCUGCCCCUGCACCGUCGGCCACCUCCACCCGGCGCUCUCUAUCGUUCCGUCGUCGUGGACUGGCGUCAAAUUCGGAACCAGGCGAGCUCGUGUGAACGUUGUGCCGCAAUUCAAACCGUCGGCGUGGGCUCGCUCCGUAACGCCCGUCCCCGCCCCGGCCCCGGCCCCGGCUUCGACACGACCCGCUGGCCACCGCGUCGCCUGGGAACAUCGCCCUGCCGCCGGACUGAUGCGGUGAUCGAACCCAGACGCCGCUGCACUGUCGAGUUCGUACGCGCAAGAGGGGAUCGGGACGAGGCGGUUCGAGGAGUGUGUUCAUCGCGGCCACAACGGGGAGUAUGUGAGAUUUGAGCCUCUGUCCCUAACGGACGGAGUGGUCCAUCGGGUCCAUCGAGUCCACUGAGUGCAGCAGGUCUUGCGUGCCACCUGGCUCAGCUGUUACCUGCCCCGCAUCCUCCUCUUACAUCUGAGACGUUCUGUGCAGCAUCCUGAUCAGUUUUUUGUGAUCCAGAAUGACCGGUUGAUACCGCCACCUCUUUGUGUCAUCCAUAUCCAUAAAGUGAUCAACGUCAACAUCAGCCAAGGAGGCUUCUGUUCAGCAUUUGAUGGAGAAAAGGUGCUUGCAUUCUGUUUUCAAGGUUGGAGAAGGACACCUCAUACCUGAAAACCGUAAGAUGCAUCUGGUUGGAAGAGUCACUUCAACACACGAAAGCCACAGUUUUUGACAUUUUUGAUGAGGCCACUUUUGGACCAUUGGAGAGCGUUAUCCAAGCCUCAGUGCCUUCCGCUGGGGAAGGACGUCAAGGGGAAGGCCCUGCAUGUUCCUGGAGACGAGGGCAAAAAAAGAAAACAGCUUGGUGUUGGGAGGCCGACGGUUACAUAACUAACACGCGUGGUUGUACACCAAUGGAGUGGAACAAGGAAACCAAAGGAGGGGACUGAGUUGUUGGCUGAUAUGAAACAAGAUCAUUAUCUGUUCUAUGCAUAACACCUGAGAUCUACACUGUUAUAUUAGGUCUUUCUGAACAAUUCAUUUAUAUGGAUACUGAUGGAUGUUCUACUGGAUUGUUCUCCAGAUGUUUUAGAAAGAACCACACCAUCAGUUCCUGCUUCCACAUAUCCGGUGCAGUUGGCAGGUGAGGUGGUUUGAAUCAGCCACCGGCAGGGUUCAGGGAUGCCCCGACACAGGAAAACCAGGCUACUCCACUGGCCCGCUUACAGACUGCUGUUUCUAGUACGAGUUCUGGACUGAAAGCGAACUGUCUCCUUCUAUAACAGGAAGUGAGGUGGUUUCCUUUUUUUUAUUUACAAGACCUUCUCUUACACAGCUACAGCUGCCCACACUGCUGAUCUCUAGAUGCUGAAAACUUAAAAUCUGAGUUAAUAGGAAUCUCCAUACACAGAUUUAGCCACAGACAAGCCCAUGUCCCAUUUCAGGUCUUCAUCUGCACUUUUUUUAAACUGGGAAGGUAAAAGAGUUAGCCUACCCCAACUUAUUUCUUUUAAGUUUCUCUCUCCUUUUACCUUUUCAUCCUCAUCCUUUUGUUCUUGUUAGUCUUGUUCUUAUUAGUUGGUCUACUACCAAAACAGGUUUACCUCUGCCAACACUGGUACCUCACUAAACCCUCAUUUAAAGACCAAACAAAUCAACCUGGACCAGUUUUCUGUAUUUUAGCAUUUGAUGGGACUCUAAUAAUAACAAAAUUUGUGUGCUUUAAUGUUAAAUGUUUUUACAUCUAAAUAACAGCCAUAUUUUUUUAAUUGCACUAUUAUCAUGGUUUUCACCAAGCCUUUAUUCACCUUGCUAUAUAUGACGUAGACUUGCACGUUCAAGACGGACCUGAUAAUUGCACCUGUAAGAAUUAUCAAUUUCUGUUGGCUUGUUUAUGUAAUUGACAUGUUGUGUGGAACACAGUUAAACUAGUGUUGUUUAUGUGCCUGCAACUUGUUUCCUCCUUAUAAUCUGUGACUUAUUUGUUCAUCCCGCCUUACCACCUGUUUUUGAGGCUGACGGGGAAACAAGGCUUUUACAGCAGAGAGACUUUUAAGCUUCUUUUAAUCUCACACAGUAGAUCAGGAUUGACCCUUAAGAACCUAAAAACAGGUGGUCACUACUGGUAUGAGGGAGGGAUUUUUUUUUACCCUUUUACACUUGAAAGAGGUAGCCCUUCUCAACUGUUGCUCAAUUUCUGUUGUAUCUCUUCUUUUCAUUUUUGCCAACCUAUUGUUUCUUCUUCCAAACUACAAAUCUACUUAAUACACCCACAGAAACAUUUAACCUUGAAUGACAAAUCCCUUGGCAUAGCAUUUGCUGAACAGACAGACACCACGCCACACACAGGAAGUGAUGCCAGGUGUCAGCAGUAAGAGUGGAGGGCGGGGUCCAUCCUCGUCACCCCUCCCACACGCAGUGGUCGCACCCAGCAGACCCCUGCGACCCUCCCGCUACGUCCCAGUGUCGGCAGCCACUUUCUUCCUCGUUGGUUCCACCACGCUGUUUUUCUGCUUUACAUGUCCCUGGCUCUCAGAGCGUUUCUCGGUAGCUGUGCCCAUCUACAAUGGAGUCAUCUUCCUGUUUGUUUUGGCUAACUUCUGUAUGGCCACAUUCAUGGACCCCGGCAUCUUCCCAAGAGCUGAUGAGGACGAGGACAAAGAGGAUGAUUUCCGCGCUCCCCUCUACAAGACUGUAGAGAUCAGAGGGAUCCAGGUCAGGAUGAAGUGGUGUUCAACAUGCCGCUUCUACAGGCCGCCACGGUGCUCCCAUUGCUCUGUCUGUGACAACUGUGUUGAGGACUUUGACCACCACUGUCCAUGGGUGAACAACUGUAUCGGUAGGAGGAACUACCGCUACUUCUUCCUCUUCCUGCUGUCUCUGACGGCUCACAUCAUGGCCGUGUUUGGCUUUGGACUGCUCUUCAUCCUCUACCAUCGGCAGAACAUUGACCGUCUGCAUGCCAUUGUCACCCUGGCUGUAAUGUGUGUUGCGGGCCUGUUCUUCAUCCCUGUUGCUGGCCUCACUGGUUUCCAUAUAGUGCUUGUUGCCAGAGGCAGGACCACCAAUGAACAGGUAACAGGGAAGUUCAGAGGAGGUGUUAACCCUUUCACCAAUGGCUGUUGGAAGAAUGUCUCCCACGUCCUCUGCAGCUCACAGGCACCCAGGUACCUGGGCAGGAAGAAGUGUGUGCAGAGCGUGUGUGUGCAACCUCCUUUUCUGCGGCCUCAGCUGACAGAGUCCCAGCUGGCUGCGAAGAUACUGGACAACGGCAUACAGGGAGACCUGCACCGGUCCAGGUCCAGUCUGGAGAUGAUGGAGAGCCAGUCGUGUGACGCCGAGCCCCCUCCGCCACCCAAACCGGAGCUGCGCUACCCCGGCAUCACCAGAGGAAACACGGAGGAGUGCAGUCUACUGAACAAAACCCCUCCCACCCCCACCAUGUACAAGUACAGGCCCACCUACAGCCCCGGCAAGAACCACACAGCGCUCACACAUGCUUAUGCCAACCAGUUAAGUCGAGGAGAAAGUGUUGGCAGUGCCAGGGACUCCUCCUCCUCCACCUCCUCCCUCCUCCAGGCCAACCAGCAGCCCGGGUUCCGCUCCCAGCCCAGCCUGGACCGGCGGGACACUUCGUCCGAUAGAGUGGGAGGAGGUGGGGAGAGGAGGGAGAGGAGGGAGGGCGGCAGAGAGGGGGGAGGUGGGGGCAUCCCUGGCUACUCCUUAGGUGGGCGCUCGUACCCCUCCUUCUCCGACCCCACUGUCCUAUCAGGGGUUGCGUCGCGGUCUUCCAGCUCCACGCACAACUCGGCUGGUGCUGCCCACAUCUCAGAGGCAACCACCACCUCAGCCAGCUUCAAGAGCUUAGCCAAUCAGACACCCCCACCUCAGCACGCAUCACGCAAUGGGAGCCUGUCAUACGACAGCUUGCUGGCUGGUGGUGAUGACUUCAACAAGGGCGUGACAGUGGGCUCAGCAGCCCCUGAAGUUUCCUCUGGGAGACCCUGCACGCCAGCAGCCGGCGGCUACGGCGCCCCCUACAUGUCCGCGCAACAGAGAGAUGCUGAGAUGCACCCCCACUUGUCCCAGUCUCCCCAUCACCACCAUCGCUCCUCCCACCACCACCACCACCCCUUCCUCCACCGCUCGUCCUCUUCCACAUCCUCGCCCCCCCUGCCUCUUCCCGAGAGGGAGCGCCUGCUGGGUGAGCCCCAACCUGGCACCCACCCCCUAACGGCCAGCCAGGCCUCCGCUCCCCCCUCCUCCUCAGCCCCGCCUCCCCCACACCAUCACCACCACCACUCCCAUCACCACCACCACCACUCCCAUCAUCACCACCACCACUCCUCGGCCUCCUCGUCCACCUCCCACCCUCCCCGUUUCACUGCCCCACACGCACCACCCCACCACGCCUACCCCUACCGCACUCGCUCCACCGACACCCCCCUGGGCACCACCUCCACCACCCACCCGCCCCGCUCGCCGCACCCCCCGCCUCUGGGCAAGUCGCUGUCGUACUCGAGUGCGGCCGCGGCUGAAAUGCAGUACCGGCUUGUCCGAAAGGCGUCCGCGUCAGCCGGGGCCAACGCAGCGGGGGUUGGUGGAGGGAUGGGAGGAGGAAUACAAGCGCCAAAGGAUGAGCUGAUCCAGAUGAAACCUCUGAGUCGGACCAACGGCGACCGGCCCUUCUCCUCCUCCUCCCCCUGCUCCGCCCCUUCCUCUCCCUCUCACCCAGUCAGCAUGCCCACUCGGCCUGCGGCGGCCUACCCCAACUCAGUAUUGACGCAGAGCCCUGCACACAAGCCCCAGGGUGGCGGAGUGAAGAAGGUGACGGGCGUCGGCGGCACCACCUAUGAGAUUUCUGUCUGAGCGGCGGACCGGCCGCCAGCGUGAGGACCAAUGAGACGAGGCGGAGACCCUGCGUCCCUUACUGCCUUUCAGGUGGACAUGUGGGUUUUUCAUAAGACCAAAAAAAAAACAACCAGUGGCACACAUCGACGAAUGAGUGGAACCAUUUUGUCCAGAUCUGACCCCUCAGUGGCAGUGGGGUCAAACUGUACUGGACUCCAUCCACCUCAAAACCUGCCUGGAGAAUGACAGGAAGCCUGGACCUGGUGUGUGCCAGGACUCACUGGCUCUGGGCUAUGAAAGGCAACUUUUUAUUUUUGGGGAUGUCACUGGCCAAAAUGUGAACAUUUGUGUGUUUUGUGCUCAUUGUAGCUCAGUAGGUAGCAUGAGUUGUGGGUGUGUUGUUGUACAAGUUUAGGCGUAGGCGUCACCACUGCCACGGUCCGGGGCAUGAUCUCCCCUGGGGCCGCCGGUCCGCUCUGGAUCAGGGUUUUACAGAAGGUUCAUAUCAGCACUUUUGGACUGACUCUGGAUUUAGGUUUGAAAUUGUGGCAGAUGUUGAAAUAUUUCACGAUCACACGUAGAACACCACUGAACUCAAAACCCCCAAGACAAUGACGAUUAACGUAAUAAUGCACAGUCUGUGGAACCCAAUCGAAAUCGAGGAAGAUUUCUUUCAUGGUUAAGGGCUUCCCAUAUACGACACGUUUGGUGUGUGUGCUACAUGUGUGAUCGGUUAAAUCAACUCAGAGCUGUGUUUUUCUAAUACAAGUUCCGGCUCCAGUUGUCAAUUAAACCCAAAACUUCCAAUCACAGCAUGCACAAUGUGCUGUGUUUGUGUGUCUGUGGACCAAGAACACAAGUUGUGUUUGUGUUCUGAGUCUGUGAGACUUCCAGUCAAACGUGGAAAUGCACAACACGCCGCCGCAGCAGCAAGACGAUGAUCAAGCAGUUGGUAGGAACUGUGAAGGACAAUCUGCCAAUGUGUGGAGGGAGCUUCGCCCUCCAACUCCUCCGCAUCGCCGCGUGACUCGACCUGCCUUGUGAUGGAGGGAGGGAAAAAAAUGUGACGGUGAAACAAAACGAUUCAUAAAGCUGCGUCCCUCUUUCUUUGAUUCAUUUCCUUGAUUUAUUCCUCGGUGUUAACAAGGUUCCAUGUUUGUACAGGAUGAUGUGGUCUAUAAAUGUGGAUUUCUUUUUUUCCUCAAAAAAAAAAGUGGCGUCGAUACCGGACUGCAGCAUGCACUACUAUUACUACGAGCCACUAUAGGGCCGCUGUGUUUGAACAAAGAGGAAGUGAAGAAACCCAAGUGAAGAGAGGUUGACGGGGUACUUGAGAGAAGACGAACUUUGAAGGAAACUGCUCAUGGAAUUUAAUUUUCUAGAAAAAUGUAAGUGUUGUCUUUUUUUUAAUUUUAUUUCACCUAUUUAAUUUGAAAUGGUUUUAUAUGGAUUUAUAUGGAAAUAUACCUAUUGAUGAACGAAGACGUUUUAAUAUUGACUCAAAAGAGAGCCUGUGUUAGUGUCCGAAUGGGGAUGAAAAGAAUAAAGCAGCCCAUCGAACGGA